ACGCAGUGCCAACAGGCAUAUAAAAUCAUGAAUUAUUACAACUCAUCAUGAACAAAGUUGCGUCUUUGUUCUUCUUGUUUCCACAUGCUUUUUCGAUUCAUUCACUUUUUAUUAUUUAUUAUUAUAUAUUUUUUUCCAUCUUGGUCCCAACUUUUUUCCCUUACUCCAACCAAUCAAUCGCUUCUUGAACCCAGACCCACGUCGCAAAUGACUUAAAGUUUGAUGCUUUCAAGCAUGAGAUAGCAUUAAUGGGUUUGGUCUGCAUUGAAAGGAAGGUGGGUGAGUGAGAGAAAGUUCGCUCCUUUUGGGGUUCAGGACUUGUGGGUUUUUUUUGCUUUUGCUCCACUUUCCAUUGAAGUGAUGAGUGAUCAUUUGGGGUUUAAGUAUUAUUAUUAUUGCUGCAUCGGUUGCUGCUUGUACUAGUACUACUCCUUAUGUUUCGGAGACUCAGAUGGUUUGUGGGUCUAAAUCAGAAGAAUUGGUCAACCAAAAGGUUGGUCAAUGUUGAUCAUCAACCUGGCCCUGGAACGCCAAAUAAGUUGUUGCCUGUGCUUGAUGCUGUGCAUGAGGUUGCAAUUUACAUUCAUAGGUUCCAUAAUCUUGACCUUUUUGAACAAGGAUGGUACAAAAUCAAGGUUACCAUGAGAUGGGAGGAUGGUGAAGGCUCCUAUCCCGGGAUUCCGGCGCGGGUUGUUCAGUAUGAAGCUCCUGAAGUGGGUUCUGACAAUUUAUGUAGAGUCUGGAUGAUUGAUGAUACAGACAACAGUUUUUCAACACCACCUUUCCAUAUUAAAUAUGCAAGACAGGAUGUGUUUCUUUCUAUCAUGAUCUCAUUCUACCUGUCUUUUGGUGAAUGUGAGGGACAAUCCUCUGCUGUUAUCUUGAAGUUUGAACUCAUGCAUGCUCCUAUAAUUGAAACUGGGCCUGAGUUACUAGGUUCACUGGAUGCAUAUGCUGCUUCAGUUCAUGAAUAUAAAAUCCCCCCUAAAGCUCUCCAGGGAUUACAUUCAUAUUGUCCUGUUCAUUUUGAUGCUUUCCAUGCUGUCCUUGUUGAAACAAGCAUUCACAUCAGUCUACUAAAAGCUAGUUAUCACACAUCUCGACAGAAGGUAUCCAGUGAUUCCAGAGGUUCAGAAGGUGCUUAUGUUGAAGAUUAUGUUGGGUCAAACAAGGUUAUGCUCAUCAAAGCAUUGAUGGCUGCAUAUGAUAUCCUGCUUGAAGAUUUGAGAAGAAUAAGCACAGGCAUUGGCAAAGCUAUUGAUUUGACUGAAAUGACUUCUGAAUCAGAUGCUACAGAAUUGUUUGCUUCUACUCCUCCAGCAUGCGUGAAAAGUAUUGAUGUUCAAUCAUCUCUUCAACUGUCUGACAGGCCACAAGUCAGUGCUGAGAAAGCUGCUCAUCAUGUCAAUAAUCUUUUCGAGAAGUCGCCUCAACCUUUUUCUUGGGAUGACCAUCUGUUAAUCUCUUUCCAGUCUUUAGGAAAUCAGCUCUUAUGUCUCUGGAAUAUAUUUCUAAAAUUCCACAGGGAAAACAAAACAAAAAUACUGGAAUUUCUACGUAAAUCCUGGGAGAUUGAUAGGAGAACUGAAUGGUCAAUAUGGAUGGUGUACUCAAAGGUUGCAAUGCCUCGUCAAAAUAUGAGCAAUGGAGUUGAGGGGACAUCAUUGUCCCAUGGCAUGCAUAGAAGUUCAAUAAUUACACGGAGGUUUACUGAUGAUCCUAUUCAAACUGCAGCUAUGCGUGCAGAACUUCACAGGCGAGGAAUAGCUCAAAUGAGGAUCAACAAUCGGUCACUUCAAGAUAUGUAUAUAUUUGGAGAUCCUCUGCUGGUUCCUAUUAUUAUUGUAGAACGCUUGACAAACGUGUACCAUUCUGCCAUUGUGAACUCAAACUUCAUUCCUUUGGAGGGUGAAGGGAGGCAUAUCCUAGAAAAUGGAUCCAGAGCCACAAAGAAGUUGUGUGGUAGUAGUCCACAGAAAAAUGAACUUGUUUUGAGAAUAGUUGUUUUUGUUCAUGGAUUUCAGGGAAAUCAUUUGGAUUUACGGCUUGUUCGGAACCAAUGGCUCUUAAUAGACCCCAAGAUACAGUUUCUAAUGUCACAGGCAAAUGAAGAUAAAACAUCUGGAGACUUCAGAGAAAUGGGAUUUCGGCUUGCCCAGGAAGUGAUCUUGUUCCUGAAAAAGAAGAUGGAUAAAGCUUCAAGAAAUGGAAACUUGAAAGAUAUCAAGCUUAGCUUUGUUGGUCAUUCUAUUGGGAAUCUCAUUAUCAGGACAGCCUUGACAGAGAGCAUCAUGGAGCCAUAUCUAAGAUACUUACAUACAUAUGUCUCCAUAUCGGGUCCACACUUGGGUUAUAUGUAUAGUUCAAACUCUCUAUUCAAUUCAGGGUUGUGGAUAUUGAAGAAGCUCAAGGGCACACAAUGCAUUCACCAACUUACCUUCACAGAUGACCCUGAUCUUGAGAAUACUUUCAUCUACAAUCUUUCCAAGGAGAAGACACUGGCUAACUUCCGGAAUGUGCUUCUUUUGUCCUCACCUCAGGAUGGCUAUGUUCCAUACCAUUCUGCGAGAAUAGAACCAUGUCCAGCAGCUUCUUUGGAUUUCUCUAAAAGAGGGAAAAUCUUCCUGGAGAUGCUGAAUAAUUGCUUGGACCAAAUCCAAGCUCACACUAACGAUAGGGUGGUCAUGCGCUGCGACAUCAACUUCAACACCUCUUCCUAUGGCAGGAACUUAAACACACUUAUUGGACGAACAGCUCAUAUUGACUUCUUGGAAUCUGACAUUUUUGCAAAGUUCAUAAUGUGGUCUUUCCCAGAUCUGUUUAGACAGUAAAGAAGGAAUCUACAUUCAGGCAACAUUAUUGAUUUAGAUAGAUAGUGAGAUUGGGACAAGACUUUAAGAAGAUCCGAACUAAAAACAUGGCACUGUAAUCAAAACAGUUCAGAGAUGCUUCCAACAUUGAGUUGGUAAACUUCCAACACCAUCUCCUCGGCUCCUCACAGGAGGAAAAAAUGGUGAAUCUCAUCCCUCCCAAAAAUGUGUCCUCAUGCGAGGCAGCAAAUUAGAGGAAUUUGCAGAGCAGAAAACAUGCAUGGGACCUUAACCAUUGUAAAUCACUUUUUUUUUUAAUAUAGUUAUAUAAAUUUUCUUUUCUCAGUUAUGGAUGGGGAUACAGCCUUUUGGCCAGUAGGCAGGGUGUAGGCAUGUAUGUAUAAUUAAAAAUUAAUAUUCAAAGAAUCAUGAGUUUACCAUGUCUAUUCAAGUUUAUAGAAGUCGCUAGUUCUUUAGGCUUAGGAACCUAGAGAAAAUGUUGUACACUAACAGAUGAUAUUCUAAGAACUUUCUAGAGAACUUUCAUCCUUUUACAUCAGAAAACACUUUCAUUUGUCAACUGUUUUGGCACGAA
Molecule: messenger RNA, 3405 nt
Organism: Glycine soja
Lineage: Eukaryota; Viridiplantae; Streptophyta; Magnoliopsida; Fabales; Fabaceae
Product: protein FAM135B-like
Exons: 15
Coding region: 435-2831 (798 amino acids)
Source: RefSeq, a predicted model, not a curated record